Molecule: messenger RNA, 3171 nt
Organism: Chaetura pelagica (chimney swift)
Lineage: Eukaryota; Metazoa; Chordata; Aves; Apodiformes; Apodidae
Gene: BMPR2
Product: bone morphogenetic protein receptor, type II (serine/threonine kinase)
Exons: 13
Coding region: 1-3171 (1056 amino acids)
Biological process (GO): protein phosphorylation; BMP signaling pathway; cellular response to growth factor stimulus
Cellular component (GO): signaling receptor complex; plasma membrane
Molecular function (GO): ATP binding; transforming growth factor beta receptor activity
Source: RefSeq, a predicted model, not a curated record
AUGGGGGCGUUGCUGCGGCUAGAAAACGAGUUACAGGCUGCUGCCACCCAGGGCUGUCAGCUGCAAGAGUUUAUACAUAAAAUCACUGACAAAAAAUAUUUUCCUUCUUUGUCUAAAGCUGCACAGAGUGAGGAGCGCCUGUGUGCAUUCAAGGACCCGUAUCAGCAGGACCAUGGAAUCAGUGAGAGCCGAAUUUCCCAGGAGAAUGGCACAAUUUUGUGCAUGAAAGGUAGUACCUGCUACGGACUUUGGGAAAAAACAAGAGAAGGAGACAUACAUCUUGUAAAACAAGGUUGCUGGUCUCACAUAGGAGACCCACAAGAGUGUCACUUUGAUGAGUGUAUAGUUACAACCACCCCUUCCUUGAUUCAGAAUGGAACAUACCGCUUCUGUUGCUGUAGUACAGACUUGUGUAAUGUCAACUUCACAGAAAAUUUUCCACCUCCUGACCCUACUGAUACAACACCUUACAAUUCUUCUAAUUCUUUUCAUCGAGAUGAGACUAUAGUUAUUGCCCUUGCAUCUGUGUCUGUACUGGCUGUUUUGAUUGCUGCUCUGUUCUUUGGAUACAGGAUGCUUGCAGGAGACCGUAAGCAAGGUUUGCACAGUAUGAACAUGAUGGAGGCAGCAACAUCAGAGCCCUCAUUGGAUCUGGAUAAUCUGAAGUUGUUGGAGUUGAUUGGCCGGGGACGAUAUGGAGCAGUGUAUAAAGGCUCCCUAGAUGAACGUCCGGUUGCUGUGAAAGUGUUUUCUUUUGCUAAUCGUCAGAACUUUGUCAAUGAGAGGAAUAUUUACAGGAUUCCACUGAUGGAACAUGACAACGUUGCCCGCUUCAUUGUAGGGGAUGAGAGAUUCACUGCUGAUGGCCGAAUGGAAUAUUUAUUGGUGAUGGAAUAUUACCCCAAUGGUUCUCUGUGUAAAUAUUUGAGUCUUCAUACAAGUGACUGGGUGAGCUCCUGUCGUUUGGCACACUCUAUAACAAGGGGCUUGGCGUACCUGCAUACCGAGCUACCUCGAGGAGACCAUUACAAACCUGCAAUAUCCCAUCGUGACUUGAACAGCCGCAACGUGCUGGUAAAGAAUGAUGGAACAUGUGUAAUCAGUGAUUUUGGACUCUCCAUGAAAUUAACUGGAAAUAGACUGGUACGCCCAGGUGAGGAAGAUAAUGCAGCCAUUAGUGAGGUUGGCACAAUCCGCUAUAUGGCCCCCGAAGUCCUUGAAGGAGCGGUGAACUUGAGGGACUGUGAAUCUGCUUUGAAACAAGUAGAUAUGUAUGCACUAGGCCUUAUCUACUGGGAGAUAUUUAUGAGGUGUACAGACCUCUUCCCAGGGGAAUCUGUGCCAGAGUACCAGAUGGCUUUCCAGACAGAAGUUGGAAACCAUCCCACUUUUGAAGACAUGCAAGUCUUGGUGUCUAGAGAGAAGCAAAGACCAAAAUUCCCAGAAGCAUGGAAGGAGAACAGCCUGGCUGUGAGGUCACUUAAAGAAACAAUUGAAGACUGUUGGGAUCAAGAUGCUGAAGCUCGACUAACAGCACAAUGUGCUGAGGAGAGAAUGGCAGAACUCAUGAUGAUUUGGGAGAGAAAUAAAUCAGUUAGUCCAACAGUCAAUCCUAUGUCAACUGCCAUGCAAAAUGAGCGGAAUCUGUCGCAUCAUAGGCGUGUAUCAAAGAUAAGGCCGUAUGCAGAUUACUCUUCCUCUUCCUACAUUGAAGAUUCCAUCCACCACACUGACAGCAUAGUGAAGAACAUUUCUUCUGAACAUUCAAUGUCCACUACACCAUUGACUUCAGGGGAAAAGAAUAGAAACUCCAUUAACUAUGAGCGGCAACAAGCACAAGCUCGCAUCCCUAGUCCUGAGACAAGCGUCACCAGUUUGUCCACCAAUACCACCACCACCAAUACAACUGGGCUCACUCCUAGCACUGGCAUGACCACCAUAUCCGAAAUGCCUUAUUCAGAUGAAACAAACUUACAUACUACAAAUGUCAUGCAGCCAGGUGGGCCCACCCCUGUUUGUCUGCAGCUAACAGAGGAGGACCUAGAGACAAAUAAAUUGGAUCCUAAAGAAGUGGAUAAGAACCUGAAAGAAAGCUCUGAUGAGAACCUGAUGGAACAUUCACUUAAGCAGUUUAGUGGGCCAGAUCCACUCAGCAGCACUAGUUCCAGCUUGCUUUAUCCACUGAUAAAACUUGCAGUAGAGGUGACAGGACAACAGGACUUCACACAGGCUGGCAAUGGUCAAGCAUGUUUGAUUCCAGAUGUCCCAUCUUCUCAGGUCUAUCCUCUACCUAAGCAACAGAACCUUCCGAAGAGGCCUACUAGCCUCCCCCUAAACACCAAAAAUUCAACAAAAGAGCCACGGUUAAAAUUUGGUGGCAAGCACAAAUCAAACUUGAAGCAAGUAGAAACAGGUGUUGCCAAGAUGAACACUAUCAAUACUGCAGAACCUCAUGUUGUGACAGUUACUAUGAAUGGAGUGGCUGGGAGAGGCCACAGCAUCAACUCCCACGCUGCCACAGCGCAGUAUGCCAAUGGCACGGUGCCAUCUGGCCAGAUAGCCAGCUCGGUGGCGCAGAGGGCCCAGGAGAUGCUUCAGAACCAGUUCAGUGGAGAGGAUAGUCGGCUGAAUAUUAAUUCGAGCCCUGACGAGCAUGAGCCCUUGUUGAGGCGGGAGCAGCAGGUUGGCCAUGAUGAAGGUGUUCUGGACCGCCUAGUAGACAGGAGAGAUCGACCACUGGAUAAUGGCCGAACAAAUGCCAAUAACAACAACAGUAAUCCCUGUCCAGUGCAAGACACAGCUACAGUCAGUAUGCAGAAUGUAGUGAGAAAUCCUGGGCAGACCCAGACUAGAAGAGCACAGAGGCCUAAUUCACUGGAUCUAUCGGCCACAAAUAGUUUGGAUAGCAGUAGUUUGCAGUUAGGUGACUCCUCACAGGACGGCAAAUCAGGCUCAGGAGAAAAGAUCAAGAAACGUGUGAAAACUCCCUACUCACUGAAGCGGUGGCGUCCUUCAACCUGGGUCAUCUCCACCGAGCCGCUGCACUGCGAGGUCAACAACAACGGCGCUGACGGGGCAGCCCACUCCAAAUCCAGCACUGCUGUUUACCUUGCAGAAGGAGGCACUGCCACCACAAUGGUAUCUAAGGACACAGGAGUGAACUGCCUGUGA